AUGGAUUCCAUCAAGCAGGGUGCCAACUACGUUUCCGAGAAGGUCCAGCAGGCUACUACUGGCACCGAGAAGGAGGCCAACAAGCAGGUCGCCAAGGACUCUGAUGCCCCCGUCGGCACUCGCGCCUCCGCUGCCAAGGACGCUCUGGGCAACAAGUUGGACGAGAGCAAGCACGACGCCAAGGGCGAGGCCCACAAGCAGGCUAUCUAA
Trichoderma atroviride IMI 206040 is the source of this 210-nucleotide messenger RNA. RefSeq lists its product as uncharacterized. Lineage: Eukaryota; Fungi; Ascomycota; Sordariomycetes; Hypocreales; Hypocreaceae. The record is from RefSeq and is a predicted model, not a curated record.